CAGCCCUCUCUUUCACACAGUACCCAAUUCUGAAUCGAAGAGAGAAGCCAAAAGGAGAAAAAUUCAGGAUGAACCCACAAAUGGAUAAGCUGGUGAGGAGGACAACCAUAGUGGCUACUGUCACUGCUUCUUAUUUUCUCUUGACUGCUGAUUAUGGCUCCGAGCCCAAUGUUCUCGACCCUAUUAAGAAGGCAAUACAGUCUGCAGAAAGCUCUGUUAAAGACUUUGUCUUUGGAUCAAAGACUCAACCUCCAGAGAGCGAAGUGAAGAAGCUGAGCUCUAACAGUGCUAAGGAACAUCCUUAGUUAAAUAGGCAGUUAACCCUGUAUAGGAACAUCAUGGUUUAGAGACUUUUCACUGUUCUUUUCAUUGUGUAGUGAUGUUGGACCUUGUGUACCUUUCGCAGAAAGAUAUUUUCAUGUUUGGUUUCUGUACAAUCUUCUCCUUACUGCCUAAAUAAAAUCCAACGCUGUCCAUAUGAUGAUGUUCAUUACAUUAGACGUGUUAUCUGAACAAUUCGAAAAAGGUUUUCAGAGUCCAUUGGAUGUGAAAACAGUAAUUGCAAGAAACAAUCUGAAAUUCUCAUCUCACACUUAAUUAGCUGAGUUAGCUUGUUCAGGAUUUGGUCCUCUACGCAGCUACAUCUGCUUGUUUUGGCGGGUACUCUGAUUCUAUGACUCAAACUAGGAGUCACCCGUGGCGGGACCCCCCCCCUAUCAGGGAAACUUAAAUCAACCGUUCCUAUGAGCCUGGGGUUCCCGCUGCUCCACUAGUUCUCUAGCAUCCAACUAAAAUAUGAACAUGUGUAA
This is a messenger RNA of Fragaria vesca subsp. vesca, 809 nucleotides long. RefSeq lists its product as uncharacterized. The coding region runs from base 69 to 305 and encodes 78 amino acids. The record is from RefSeq and is a predicted model, not a curated record. NCBI's taxonomy places the organism in Eukaryota, Viridiplantae, Streptophyta, Magnoliopsida, Rosales, Rosaceae. The transcript has 2 exons.